AUGAUAGUGACAAUACAGUUGGUUGCUGGGAUGAUUACUCUUUCUUCGGUGCUUAAGGAACAACACAGAAAAAACCCAAGACCCCAACGUAGCAACAUUGGCCUAAUCAGCUAUGCAGUUGCAGAUGCCCUGAUGCUUCUUGGGGACCAUCAGCAAAGGAAAGCAUUACCCUUCCUUAACAUGCGCUUUGAUCUCACAUUAUCAAGUCUUUGCCUUCAAUCAGGUUUGGACAUCCGAAAUCUUGGCGCAGUGGGGUCGGACAAUGAAUUAUUCCCUUUAGCAGCUCUAAAUUGCAAUAGUUUCUAUAGAAUCAAAUUACUUAUGAUCACAAUUGCAAUUGGUUUGCAAACAAGAUACCAUAACAAAGAAGAUAAUGCCACUUAA
This is a messenger RNA of Dovyalis caffra, 384 nucleotides long. The record is from the annotation of a GenBank genome assembly. Lineage: Eukaryota; Viridiplantae; Streptophyta; Magnoliopsida; Malpighiales; Salicaceae.